AUGAACCGUCUUGAACAAAUUGCACUCGAUCCACGAUUCCAUGAAGCCUUGUCUGUCCUAAAAGGCUUUCGAAACGGUGUUGUUUAUGGUGCCAAGGUUAGAUUCCCGCAUACUUUGGUCAUGACCAUCUUGUUCAAAACUGGAUCGGAAAGUUUCAAUAUAAAUAUAAAUACACACACAGCCUUUUCAGAAAGUAAAGUCGCAUUUUUGCAAUUUUAUAAUACAAUUUAUACGAAAAAGCGACAAGCCAGCACGACAUUUCUUUCUGGAAAUAGUGUAGUGCAUUAA
Molecule: messenger RNA, 288 nt
Organism: Rhizopus microsporus ATCC 52813
Lineage: Eukaryota; Fungi; Mucoromycota; Mucoromycetes; Mucorales; Rhizopodaceae
Exons: 1
Coding region: 1-288 (95 amino acids)
Cellular component (GO): peroxisomal membrane
Source: RefSeq, a predicted model, not a curated record